GGCGAUUUCUGCCAUUUGUUUUACAAACCCGUCAUAUACACAUGGCUGCCCCGGCCACCGUCGCCCAAGUCUCCCCGGACAAAAUCGCCAUCCUCAAUCACCAGCAAUACGACGCACCGGACACCCUCUCCCCCUCCUCCGUGCUCCCCUCCCCGCUCGACCAGUUCCGCGCAUGGUUCACCUCCGUCCAGGGUCGGGUCCACGAGCCCGAGGCCAUGGCGCUCUCCACCGCCACGCCCGACGGCCUCCCUUCCACCCGCAUCGUCCUCUUCAAGCAGCUCGACGCCCGCGGCUUCGUCUUCUUCACCAACUACACCUCCCGCAAGUCCCGCGAGCUCGAGGCCAACCCCCGUGCUUCGCUCGCGUUCUACUGGCGGGAGGUCUCCAGGAGCGUCAGGGUCGUCGGCAGGGCGGAGAAGGUGAGUAAGCAGGAGAGCGAGGAGUACUUCAGGAGCAGGCCCCUGGGCAGCCGCUUGAGUGCAUGGGCAAGCAGGCAGAGUACCGUGAUUCAGGACGGGGAAGUACAGAAGAGAAUGGAGGAAUUGAAGCAAAAGUUCGGUGUCAAGGACGGUCAAGAGGAUGCUGAUAUACCCUUGCCUGAUUUCUGGGGAGGCUGGAGGAUAGUGCCCAACGAAAUCGAAUUCUGGGCCGGCAAGCCUUCACGGGUACACGAUCGUGUGCGGUAUCUGAGGGUAGAGGGGUCAUCCGACGACUCGCCACAAUGGAAGAUAGAUAGACUGUCACCAUGAUUAUAUGGAAUUCCAGCUGAGUAUUGCAUCAAAUACAGCUCGUAUGUUCGUAAGUAUAGUCCGGAUAAUGAUGAGGUAGUCUAUUUGAUACAUUGCCCUAUCUACUAACCAAACAUAACUAUCUCUACCGGGAACUCACUCUUCCGACACCCUUUCGAAGAACUGCUUCAACGUCCCACUCAGCACCUCUGGCAGUGCCUCCACGUCCCUUAGCACAACAUAGUACUCGAAGGGGAACGAGUCCAGAUACCGCUCCAUCGACAGCUCCAUCCUGCCGUCCUCUGUCGUCUUGUACGACACCUGGUUCAUCGACAGUAUCGAAUUCGCAUUUGCGCCAGUGUCGGUCCCAGAUGCCUUUGCCUGGGUAUGGAGCGAGUCCAGCACGACGAACACAAUCAUAACCUUCAUCUCCUCCGCCUUCCUCAGCACCCGCCGCAGCUUCUCGUGGUCCUGGC
Gloeophyllum trabeum ATCC 11539 is the source of this 1204-nucleotide messenger RNA. Its product is annotated as pyridoxamine 5'-phosphate oxidase. The record is from RefSeq and is a predicted model, not a curated record. Lineage: Eukaryota; Fungi; Basidiomycota; Agaricomycetes; Gloeophyllales; Gloeophyllaceae. Gene Ontology annotation, molecular function: pyridoxamine phosphate oxidase activity; FMN binding. The coding region runs from base 42 to 749 and encodes 235 amino acids. The transcript has 2 exons. Gene Ontology annotation, biological process: pyridoxine biosynthetic process.